UAUAAAAGCAGCACUCGAGUCUCCGAUUGACAACAGUUGCAACUCAUUUGCUCAGCUUAACAAAUCCACCUGAAACACAACAACAAAGUCACAUUCAAAAUGUUCAAAGUUCUGUUCGUGCUCGUCGCUUGCGCCGCUGUCCAGGCCUAUGCCCAUCCGGGAGUAGUCGCCGUGGCUCCGGUGGUGCACACACCAGUGGUGGCUGCGGCUCCCGCAGUGGUGCACUCACCAAUCAUUCAUCACGGCGCCCACUCGGUGCACUCCCACGUUGUGCAUCAUCCCGCCCCUGUGAGGGUGGUGCAUCCAGUCGUCGCCAAGCCUGUGGUCGCUGUGCAUGCCGUGAAGCCCAUUGUGCCCCUAGUGCCAGUGCAUCAUGCUGCUCCCGCUGUUGUGGUGCAUCAUUAGAGAGCCUACCCGAUUUCCGAUACCCGCUCCUAACCCCUAACCCAUACCGACCCAUCUCCCAGCACAUUCCAAUACCACAAUAAAGGUUCAUAGCCACGUAAAUUUAAA
Drosophila mojavensis is the source of this 513-nucleotide messenger RNA. Its product is annotated as cuticle protein 63. The transcript has 3 exons. Bases 100 to 405 code for a protein of 101 amino acids. The record is from RefSeq and is a predicted model, not a curated record. NCBI's taxonomy places the organism in Eukaryota, Metazoa, Arthropoda, Insecta, Diptera, Drosophilidae.